AUGAGCACCGCGGACAGGCAAGAAGCCUGUCGGCGUGCGUUCAAACGGGUGGCCGAGACGCGAGACGACACCGAGCGGCUGCGGCUUGUCAAAAAGGCCCUCGCCCUAUUCACCGACCGCGUCGAGCCCCCCGAGCUCCUACUCGACUCCUAUAUUCAAGAAGUUCAAGCAGUACUCGUCGACCCAUCGCUCUCGAUUCGUCUGAUCGUCAUUGAAUUCUUGACGGAGAUAUGUUUCCUCAGCAAGAAGACUAUUCGCUACUCGGUGGCCUCGUUUGGCGCCAAUUUACUCACCGAUGAUAUGGCCAUGUUAAAAGGGCUAAUUCGCGCCUUCGUUCGGCUCUACCCGACGAUUUUCCGCUGCAUCAUCGACCAGCAGCCCGACCUGUCGCACCAGGAAUUUUGGACGGUGAUGAGCCAGGUCAAGGGGAUUAUCCUCAGCUAUACCAACGACGACGAUCAAGAGAUCCAAAUCCUUGUGUUCAAGUUCAUCGAGGUCAUCAUUAUGUGCCAGUCGCUUCGAUCGGAGGGCGCUCACGCCGACUACCUGGUCCACCUCAACGACAUCACACCCGAUCACAAGGUGCUGAAGCACGACCAGCUUCACGACGAGGGGAAAUACUGUCUUUCGUCGAUCCUCGAUCAAAUCGCGCUGCCGCACAUCAGUUAUCAAUGUUUGAUCGUGGCGCUCGGGUCGGCGAUGAGUAUUGCCCGCAUCCGUAACGAGCACGUGAAGCCGGUGAUCGACUGCUUGGAAAUGUUGUACAUCAACUUGCCCCCCACGCUCAGCGCCGAACAAGUAAAAUCCACUCGAAAAGAGCUGAAGAUGCAUCUGUUGCGGCUGCUGAAAUUGCCGGCCGGUCUGGCCCAUCAAAAUCGCAUUGAGAUUAUGCUGACCGCGCUGGGGGCCAGUAAUUCGGAAAUUCAACGAGCCCUCUACGAGGCCAAGGAGCAAGUCUACACCAAGCGCCAAAAGCAGAGCGGCUCGAGAGAAUCAAGAAAACGGCCGGCUACGGGCACCGAGUACGAGGCCGAGGUGAAGAAAUCGGCACUCGAGGCCGACGACGACGAGCCGGCUUCAUCCAGCGAUCGCACCGCCGUCGACAUCACCUACCAGUUCAUAAUCGACCGGCUGUCGCAGGAGACGACCAUCAACUUGGUGUUGGCGACGAUGCCUUGUCUCCCCAAUAAACGGCCAGCUUCACUGCAGAAUUCGUUCGACAUCCAGGAGGCCGGCUCAAAGGAUCAUAAAAUGAUGCUCUGCCGAAUGCUGGCCACGCAGUUGACGCAGCAUGGCAUCGGGCCCGGCAUGUCGCACUUGGACGAGGAUAAGCGGAAACGGAAGAAGGAACGAGACGCCCUACAACGCUCCGGCGCCAUCCUCCCGCCAGAAGCCGGGAAAUCCGGUGCCAAACAUUCGACUUCCAAGCUCGGGUUCGAUAGGAAGCCGCUAGUCAAGCCAAAGACGGUAGAAGACACCUAUCUGCCCGUCAAAUCGUUCGACCUGCUCGAGGAGCCGGAAGAUGAGGAGAAGCUCGACAAGGAUCAGCUGUUUGGACUCGGCGUUCGAGCGGUCAUGGGCAAUGAGGAAGACAUUGUCAUAACGAAUCACGUGCUCGAUUAUCAGCUGACGCUCGUACGGCUGCUCUCCCGGUUUGAGACGGAUCCGAAGAAGAUGGAUGGUAUAGAAAUGCUGAUCAACUUCAUCAUCGCCGACCACCACAGCCGCGCCGAGCUGAUGGUGCUCUGGUUCACCGAGCUGUACACGCAGUAUUUGGGGUACAGCUUCUGCGGGGCGGACAAGACCGACAAGCAGGCGGCGAAAGAAGCCGCCCUCGGGAAGUACAACAUGAUCGUCGACAAGUUUUUGCGGAAGCUCGUGGCAAAGGGGUUGCUGAACGAGAUGGUCUUCCACCGCUUCUACCUGGAAGCCCCCCUGCUCAGCCCGGCGGCAAUGACUAUAUUCAAGGAGGCCUGCUUGUCACAGUCGUACGGCCACAUCUGCUUGAUCACGCUUCGGGAGAUGAUCAUCGCCCGGGUCGACUUCCGCGAGACGUUACUCCGGCUGUUGAUCGACAUCAGCGUCCAGGACGUGGCGGGGACGUCGGUGGAGGCCUCCAAGACGGCAAAGGAGUUGUUCACGUUCCGCUUCAUCCGGGACAUCCUCGUCAGGCUGCUCAAGGACAAUCUCCAGAAGUGCACCGUCACGCCGCCGCCAACUUCCUUCGCCAAGCCCGGGGAGCCAGCACCCACCGAGUGGACCGACAAGCUGUACUCCAUCGCCGUGCAGACGUACCUGGAGCUGAUCCCGCAAGACCCCGCCCUCAUCCACUACCUGGCCAGCGUGUACGCCGUCGGUAACAAUUUGCUGAAAAAGGCGAUACUCCAAAAAAUCGAGCUGCCCAUCGCCAACCACACGGACACGUCAGAGAUUGUCAACCUGAUCAACAACUGCCCGCAGAAAGCCGAGACGCUGGUGGCGCGUAUCGUCCACGUGCUAUCUGUUAAUAACCUGAUCAGCAAGCCACUGGUAAAAGCGAUGCAAGGCCUCUACGAGCGACGAUCUGGCGUUGAUGUCCGAAGUUUUGUGCCGAUUCUCAACCAUUUGCCAAAGGAGCAAAUCCUGGCGUUCCUGCCCAGCCUGAUGCUCGAGACGAUCAACCACAAGACGGUCGGCUACGUCUUCAAGCGGCUGACCUCGCCGACCUGCCCGCUCUCCGCCGUCGACCUGAUCAUCUCCAUCCACCGGUUGCAACCGGAAAAUGACGAGCAAGCAAAAUUGCAGAGACAGCACAUCACCCUGCUGUACAACGACUUCGGCCUGUCCUCCGACACCAUCUCGCACGCCGUCGACAAAAUGUUCAAGGAGAAGAGCUACCCGGAUUUGAUCUACGACACCAUCUUCUACCUGCAUUAUCGAUUCAAAAACCUUGCCAACUACGUGAAGAUCCUAUUGCCGAAGAUGGCCGAAUCUGGGAGCUGGCGGGAGGACGGGAAGAGCCGGAAGCGAUUCUUCGAGCUCCUGCGAAGAUUGGAGAGUACCGCUUUUCCGUUCGUGCUCUCGCGCUUCAAUGAGGCUGACGUCAAGGAUUUCCUGAAGAGCGCCGGCUCGGAACGGGCCGAGAAGGAGCUGCUCUCUGCGCUGCGCACAUUCUACGCCCAGGCCAGCCACGACUUCCACCGCAAGAUGGACGAGUCUGUGGUGGCGAUGGUCAAGGGAAAGGAAAGCUCGCGGAAGCCGUUCAAGACGAAAAGCAGCACUUCCGCCGCGAACGUCGCCGCUCCUGCUGCCACUGCGCAUACCACCACCCGCUACGAGGCGAUGAUCAAGGAGGAGCCCGUCGACAAC
Molecule: messenger RNA, 3348 nt
Organism: Mesorhabditis spiculigera
Lineage: Eukaryota; Metazoa; Nematoda; Chromadorea; Rhabditida; Rhabditidae
Source: the annotation of a GenBank genome assembly